Molecule: messenger RNA, 653 nt
Organism: Blepharisma stoltei
Lineage: Eukaryota; Ciliophora; Heterotrichea; Heterotrichida; Blepharismidae
Source: the annotation of a GenBank genome assembly
AUGGCCAGAUUAUUGUACGUUUGUUGCUUAUUUGUACUUAUAACUUUUACACAUAGUAAUGCAAUCCGAGAUGCCAUCAAUGAAGAUAGCAUGCAGGACCCAGAAGACCUAGAUAUUUUAGACAAUGAUGACACUGCUGAAAAGCAAAGUAAAAGCAGAGAAAGACUUUUCGAUUUAGAGUGGUGAAAAAUUUUUAUUGGAGCGCUUCUACUUAUAGCUCUCGUUCCUUUGUGCUGCUGUGUUUGUUUGUGUACAUAUUUAUGCUUACUCCCCUUUAAGAAGGGUAAAAUUUAGAAAAAUAACCCAAAAGGGCGGGCAUAGAAUUUUUUAUAAAAUAUUUUCAUAUCUAAUAUGAAAUUAUAAUAAGACCUCUAGCUAAUUCUAUUGAAAUUUCGACAAAUUGAUAAAAUUUAUUAAUUAGAUUAAAUUUUUAUUUUCAAAUAUUUGCAUUUUGCGCUUAUUUAAGAGAGAGCAAAAAAUUCAUGCUCUUAAAAGUGGAAGAGUUAAAAGAAGAGAAUUUUCAAAGGAAUCCACUUUUAGCUCCAUUAAAAGAAAAUGAACCUGAUAUAUCUAAUGGGGUAAACUCGCCAAAUUAUCUUAGAAAGGUUCGAAGACUUCGUUCACAUCAAGGUACAAUCUCAGCCCCGCCUUAA